This is a messenger RNA of Mollisia scopiformis, 973 nucleotides long. RefSeq lists its product as uncharacterized. The record is from RefSeq and is a predicted model, not a curated record. Gene Ontology annotation, molecular function: transcription cis-regulatory region binding; DNA-binding transcription activator activity, RNA polymerase II-specific. Gene Ontology annotation, cellular component: RNA polymerase II transcription regulator complex. The coding region runs from base 103 to 699 and encodes 198 amino acids. Lineage: Eukaryota; Fungi; Ascomycota; Leotiomycetes; Helotiales; Mollisiaceae. The transcript is spliced from 4 exons.
AUUCAUCUCGUUCACAGACUACAAUAUUCAACGAAUUGUCUCGUCGUUGCAGCCCACUUUAGUAAUCGCCCACAAGCUAUACUUCGAAAGUCUUUACCAAUCAUGCAUCUCGGCUAUAAUGUGGAGCCAGAAUCCUUCUCCCAAUACGAAUGUGGAGGCGAGCAGGUACUCAGUCCUGUUGACUUGGACCUUUAUCAGGAGAUCCAGCAACCAACAAUGAUUAAUUGGGAGACACCAGUAAAACAUAUGAUGUUCGACGAGUGCUGGUUAUGGCCAGAUACUCCAGUAUCUGUUUCUAGCUGUGAUAGCUCAUCACCUCGUGACAACCAGCAACCUAUGGCGAUCUGGGAAGAAUCGGCAAGAGCAGCCACUAUUAGCAGACAUGGGAGAGACUUACACCAAGACCCAAUCUUGUUUCCAUGGGAAGACUUGUUGCUCGACUUUGAGACAACUUCGAGUUCUCGACGGCCUGGAGGACGUCAAAGCGAGAGACGAAAGCAACAGAACCGGGCCUCACAGCGCGCUUUUCGCGAGAGGCAGCGGACGCACGUUCAAGAUCUUGAGGAUCGACUUGCAGAUCUUACAAAGCGGCAUCGGGAACUUGAGCGAGCACACCAGCACCUCAACCAAAAAUACCAAAGUCUUGCGAAAAGGUUCGAGAGCAACGAAGAGGUGGUAGAUUCAGAGGUGUCGUUGUAGCUUAUGAUGCACUGAAUUACAUCAAGACCUAGUGGUCAGGUCAAUGUUUUGUGCGUAGACUGGGGAACAAGGUAAUGGAGUUAAGCGUCAAGUUCCUGGAUUUUGGUUGAGAUUCAAUGGCUUUCUCGGUGAUUUUGGAACGGCUGUCGUCGACACUUUGACUACAAACCAUUCUGAUGAAGAACUCCAGAAGUUUCAGUCUUUGAAGAAUGCCUCUUUGAUAAAUGGUGAAGAACUGAUCUGCAUAUACGUGAUUUGGCUUUCAGGUUCGGAG